Notodromas monacha is the source of this 995-nucleotide messenger RNA. The record is from the annotation of a GenBank genome assembly. Lineage: Eukaryota; Metazoa; Arthropoda; Ostracoda; Podocopida; Cyprididae.
GCAGGAAUGUGAUUUACUCCGGGCAGUGGUGUAUCUAAGCUUUUUGAUCUCGUGUAAAAUCGCGUGAUAUUACAGGAAUGGCGCAAAAUGUGAAGGUCUGUGAGAUCGAUGCGGGGUUGAAGGAGAAAUUGCGGAAAUUUCGAUUUCGUAAGGAUGAGUCGAAUGCGGCGAUCAUCAUGAAAGUGGACCGAGAGAAGCAGAUGAUUUGCCUCGAUGAAGUUCUUGAAGACUGUUCUGUGGACGAAUUGAGGGAAUCCAUUCCUGAUCAUCAACCACGGUUUAUUGUCAUGUCUUACAAAAUGGAACACGACGAUGGACGUGUUUCUUUUCCGCUUUGCUUCAUCUUCUCCACUCCGAGAGACUGCAAACCGGAAUUGCAAAUGAUGUACGCCGGCAGCAAGCUGUCGCUGGAGACCGAAGUUGAGCUCACGAAAACUUUCGAAGUUCGUGAACUGGAAGAACUCACCGAAGAUUGGUUGAAAUCAAAACUAUCCAAAUGACUUUGUUUCCCACAUUUUCGUGGCUUAAUUUUUUGUUAUUUUACUAAUCAAUAUUUUGGCUUCCCUUUGUGUGAGGGGGUUUUUUUUAAUGGUAUUGUGCACGCAUAUUUAUUCAGCUUCCCUUCUUUCAAACAUGCCAAAGCUUGUGUUUUUACACCGAGUAUUCGGUUCUGUUUUGCUCAAUUGAAUUGGCGGAAUAUUUCGCGAAUUUGCUCGGAAAAAAUCAGGGAAGGCUUUUUAAAGUCUCCCACCAGUGGUUUAUCCAGCGACGGGCAUGAGAUUGUAAGCUUGUAAAAAAAAGAUGCCAAAUCCUCCCAAUUUCUUUGGAGUGAAUGAAAUUUCCGUUUUUCGCUCAGAGUUAUGGUCUUGAGUCGCUUGGUAUUCAGCUGGGCUGUAAAUACCUGAAUAGAGGCGCAGCUGAGGAUGUAUUUUUCCGAAAAAGGACGACGUGCUCUUUUCGUGGACAUUUGCGAAAUAAUCAAACGGGGAAGCUUU